Hylaeus volcanicus is the source of this 1674-nucleotide messenger RNA. It is a transcript of the gene Srp54, whose product is annotated as probable splicing factor, arginine/serine-rich 7. Gene Ontology annotation, cellular component: nucleoplasm. Gene Ontology annotation, molecular function: RNA binding. The record is from RefSeq and is a predicted model, not a curated record. The transcript has 2 exons. NCBI's taxonomy places the organism in Eukaryota, Metazoa, Arthropoda, Insecta, Hymenoptera, Colletidae. The coding region runs from base 16 to 1479 and encodes 487 amino acids.
AAAAUCGUAGAAAGAAUGGCGGUUGGAUCGACAAAAGUGGUGCAGGUAACUAAUAUCGCGCCUCAAGCGACUAAAGAUCAAAUGCAAACCUUGUUUGGGUAUCUCGGAAAAAUAGAGGAUAUCAGAUUGUAUCCUACUAUACGAGACGUCGCGGUACCCGUUCAGUCUCGUAUUUGCUACAUAAAAUUUCAUGACCAAGGAUGCGUCGCUGUUGCUCAGCACAUGACAAACACUGUCUUUAUUGAUCGUGCGCUGAUCGUGAUCCCUUACCAGAAUGGAGACAUUCCAGACGAACAAAGAGCCCUCGAACUGACAAACAAUGGCACAGUUGUUCCAGGUCUAUAUCCUUCGGAGCCUAAACUACCACCGAACUUUGUAAACGCAAUCGAAGGCAUUCCACCGAAUCAUGUCAUCACCACUAUAGAUCCGAAAUUGGAGUCGAACGGUUUGCCACCUUAUCCACAUCUGCCUGGUCAUUUGGAUAGUCGAAGGAUAGAAGAAAUUAGGAGAACGCUGGUCCUCGCUAAUCUGGAUCCUUCCGUGACGACGGACCAUCUAUUAGACUUCUUCAGUACUAACAGCGUCGAAGUUAAAUAUUUACGUAUGUGUACCAGAGAUUCGGAUGCUGAACAUUACGCUCUAGUAGAGCUAUCGGAACAAGCAACUGUAGUCUCCGCGUUACUACUGAACGGAAAAAUGCUUAUGGACAGACCCAUUAAAAUUUACCACUCCACCCAAGCAAUAGCUAAGCCAGAAGCAAAGAGCAACGAGGCAGCACAGAAAGAAAUCGAAGAAGCUAUGUCGAGGGUGAAGGAAGCUCACAAUUUAAUUUCAGCCGCGAUAGAUCCAAUGAUCGGUAUGUUGUCGAAGGACAAACGAAGCCGCAGUGGUUCCCGCAGCCGAAAAUCUCGAUCAAGAUCAAGAGGGCGUAGUAGACGAUCCAGAUCGCGGAAAAGAUCCCGUUCUCGCCAUAGACGUUCGCGUUCCCGUCAUCGACGUAGAUCAAGAUCACGAUCGAAACGUUCCCGUUCCAAAGAACGCAGACGAAAAUCUCCGUCGCGCAGGAGAAGCAGUUCCCGCGGCAGACAUCGUUCUCGUUCUCGAUCUCGGCGUUCUCGGUCACGCAGAUCAAGAUCUAGAUCGAAAGAUCGGAAAAAGAGAUCUCCGCGGCGAAGGAGCCGUUCGCGAUCUCGCAGUAAACGGUCAAAAUCAAAGUCUAGACGAUCCAGAUCCAAAUCGAAGUCCAGAUCCUCCAAGUCGAAAUAUUCAGAAAAAACCAGGGACAAGGACAAAGAGAGAAGGAGUAAAGAUAAGUCGGACAACGGGAAGAAGGGCGACGGCGACAAACCUGACAAGGAGAAAAGCGAAAAGAAAUCCAGCAAAGAGAAGAAGUCGGAGAAAGAGUCAAAGUCCGAGGAAAAGAAUAGAAACACGUCCGAAAAUAGCGAAACGAAAGAGAAAACAGAGUCUGAAAAUUAAAUUUUGACAAAUCACGGUCUACAGGAGGUUCAUUUUGUUUAUUUAAUGUUACGAUAUACCGUAAUGUAUUGAUCAAUAAAAAAAUUCGAGAAUGUAACAUUUUCAAGUAUUGUUCUAGCUCGUGCAUACGUACGAGAUCUAUACAGUUAUUAUUAAAUGUAAUAUUGCAUUAAACUGCCCUCAUUGAAACGAUAA